AUGGCGAAGACUUUAGGAGAAGUCGGGGACACCUACCCCCGAAAGAACGAAGGAGUCUGCAAAAUCUACCUGGGCUUCACGCCGUUCGUCAUGCUUACUCGAGCCCAGAGCGCCGAAGCUCUGCUGUCAGACAAUGUAAACCUCUCCAAACCGAUGACAUACAGAUUCUUCAACAAGUACAUUGACGGCUCACUGCUCAUAUCAACCGGAGACUUCUGGCGCUUCCAACGGAAAAUCCUGACCCCGGCCUUCCAUUUCAAAAUCCUCGACGACUUCAUGGGAGUUUUCAACAAACAGGCUGCCAAGUUCGUUGUGUAUUUAGGCAAAUUGCCCUUGAAUGAAGAAAUCCGGGUGUUGCGCGAGUCGAGUAAAUGUACGAUCAACGUUAUCGGCGAAACAACUCUGGGACACGACGUGGAUGCCAUGUCGGGCGAGAACUACUAUGGGAGAGCCCUUUCGUUACUACAAGCCCUGAUAUUGGUCCGAAGUUUCCGUCCCUGGAUGUGGUUCGACUCAAUCUACUACAGGUUCACUCAAGAAGGCUCGCUCGCCAAGCAAUGUAUCAAAGCUAUGCACGGACUCUCCACCCGCAUCCUACGCGCGCGUCUCCACGAGCGCAAAGAAGAAGCCAAGGAGCGAAGCAAAAUCAACGGUACACUUACCCCAGCACCCCCGGAAAAGAAGAGACUUCGCACCUUGAUAGAGAUUCUCUUGGACUCCCAUGAACAAAACCCUACCUUAGUGCCCGAGAAACUAGUCCAAUCCGGAGUAGACUUGAUGCUUUUUGCCGGCCAAGAUACGACAGCGACCAACCUGGCGUGGACGGUGUUCCUGCUGGGUCACAGCCCGGAUGUUCAAGAGAAGUGUCGUCAGGAAUUGUUUCGAGUUCUUGGGCCCGACCCCUCGAGCCCGGUGACAUCUGAGCACCUGAAAACGUUGAAGUAUUUCGAUGCUACGAUCAAGGAGUCCAUGAGAGUGUACCCGCCUGUACCGUUGAUCGGGCGACAGCUGGAGACAGAUAUCAAGAUCAAAGGGGACGGGAGAUCGUUCACCAUCCCUGCGGGGGUGCAAGUCUUCGUCUCAAUUUUCCAUAUGCAUCACGAUCCGAAAUACUUCCCCAAUCCCGAGAAAUUCGAUCCUGAACGUUUCUUGGACGAAAACGCACCCCACAAGAGCCAUCCGUUCUCCUACGUGCCGUUCUCUGGUGGACCCAGGAAUUGUAUCGGACAAAAGUUCGCCAUGAUGGAGGUCAAGGUUAUUCUCGCUCAUCUGCUCAGGAACUACAGAUGGACGAGUACCCGAGCCAGAAAAGACCUGAAAUUGGUUUUCGAAAUCGUCAUGAGAGUCAAAGGAGAUCUCCGUAUACGACUCGAGCCCCUGCGUCCGACGGAGCGUCUGAACAAAGAAAACUCGACACCGGACUCGCUGACAGCCUAG
Galendromus occidentalis (western predatory mite) is the source of this 1437-nucleotide messenger RNA. Its product is annotated as cytochrome P450 4V2-like. The coding region runs from base 1 to 1437 and encodes 478 amino acids. The record is from RefSeq and is a predicted model, not a curated record. The transcript is spliced from 9 exons. Lineage: Eukaryota; Metazoa; Arthropoda; Arachnida; Mesostigmata; Phytoseiidae. Gene Ontology annotation, molecular function: heme binding; monooxygenase activity; oxidoreductase activity, acting on paired donors, with incorporation or reduction of molecular oxygen.